This is a messenger RNA of Plasmopara halstedii, 384 nucleotides long. RefSeq lists its product as uncharacterized. Lineage: Eukaryota; Oomycota; Peronosporomycetes; Peronosporales; Peronosporaceae. The transcript has a single exon. Bases 1 to 384 code for a protein of 127 amino acids. The record is from RefSeq and is a predicted model, not a curated record.
AUGAGUAUUGACGUGUUUGGAUUCCCUGGCAUUCUAGAAGAUCAAGGUUUUGAUAAUGCUUACGCCAUCAUUCCAGCUAUGAUUACCAGUUGGAGUGGAAACCAAAUUGUUCUCCCAUCAUUGUCUGCCCCUGGUCUUUCAGGGAGCGCGAUUGUGUGCGCCAAAACGGGAGUACCAGCGGAAUAUCGUGGUGGUGGGCUUGAUGGCUCAGUAAAGAACGAACAGUAUAAAUCCCAUGGCUACACAUUUCAUGGAAUAGUCCCCAAAUUGCCGUCAUCGUUGCCGCGAUCAACCCACAGUUCUAAAAGGAUGAGCUUGAGUGCGUCGACGUUUGAACCACUGCUGUUCCUGAACACUCAAUUUCUGAGAAAUUCUGAUAAUUGA